AUGGAACAAACUGAAAGUUCGGAUGUUUUUCCACUUGCUGUCCGUCCAAAUGAACGGUACGGACAUCCUCUAACAGGCGAUUGUCGUUUUAAAAAACAGUUUUGCCACAUCUCAUGUUCGAUGAAGACAUCAUGCGAAUAUCUACUGUGCCGACACACAGAGGAAACGUUCUUAAUUUGUAUCAAUUUUGGAUUUUUUUCAUAA
This is a messenger RNA of Macrosiphum euphorbiae (potato aphid), 204 nucleotides long. Lineage: Eukaryota; Metazoa; Arthropoda; Insecta; Hemiptera; Aphididae. The record is from the annotation of a GenBank genome assembly.